This is a messenger RNA of Penicillium odoratum, 903 nucleotides long. RefSeq names its product EAF7 family protein. Gene Ontology annotation, biological process: regulation of DNA-templated transcription. Gene Ontology annotation, cellular component: nucleus; H4/H2A histone acetyltransferase complex. Bases 1 to 903 code for a protein of 300 amino acids. The transcript has 3 exons. The record is from RefSeq and is a predicted model, not a curated record. Lineage: Eukaryota; Fungi; Ascomycota; Eurotiomycetes; Eurotiales; Aspergillaceae.
AUGCCUCCAAGGAAGAAGACCAAGCGCGCACAUUCGACCACACCGCCAGCUGAGGCGGCGCAAUCGAGCGCCGACACACCCGGUUCCACCGAAAGUGUUGAGAAGCCCGAGGCAGAUUAUGACAUACUCACCGAUCCGUGGACUGAUGAGCAGGAGACUGCUCUUUUAAAAGCAAUUAUUAAAUGGAAGCCGGUUGAGUUCCUACACAGCCAAGGAUACGGUCCCACCACUGCAGAGCACUUAAGUAUUCCAGGGAUUUGGAAGAAAUUGGGUACUCUCUACAAUCUCGAAGCUCUCAAUGAACGGGUGAGCAAACCGUCCCCAAAUCUGGGUAUAUCCUUGCUAAUCGAGCUCUUUAAUCAGGAGGACUCGGUGAUUACAGAUAUGAAUGAAGACGAGGACGGGGUUAGUGAGCGGUACUGCCCCUUCGAGCUUCCUUACGAUGAAUACGGCGAUCUUAUGUUCGAGAGACGGCUAGCGACGGAGGGUUCUUCGUCGCCGGUCAUGAGCCGCCAUGCCGACUCUCGACGAGGAAGUACAGUCGCAGAUACCGACGAACCGCGCUCCUCUCCUGCCCCGUCUCGAGGUCGAAAGUCCACCCGUGGCACCCGUCAAACUGCCCCAAAAACUCGUUCAACAAGGCUCCAUGUGGAAAUCGGCACUGGCAGUCACGAGAAAUUGUCCGAGUCGGAUCUAGAUUCUGGCGAAGAAACUCCCGUGAAUGACGAUGAUGAAGAAGAGGGAGAAGAGGGCAGCGAUGAGAAGGAAAGCGAAGACGAGGAAGAAGGCGAUGAUGAGAAAGAGGGGUCACGAAGUACACGAGCGCAAACAUCGCGGACAAAGCAAAAGGAUAAGAAGCCCUCCACAAGUACAGGGACUCGAAGGACUGGUCGUCGUCGUUGA